AUGGGUAUAGACACUGUUCAACCGACUGAGCCCAAUCUCGGCACAGGCACCCUUUCAAGGCGGCCUUAUGUACCACAGGAACCACCCACAUGUGGUCAGAAAGUGAAGCGAUGGUUCCGAAAAUACUUUUUGGAAGGUCAGUAUUUGGACAAUGAAGCUGAGGCUGAACUGCACACAUUACCGGAAAACCCAACAUUGGAGGACCUUAUCUUCAUCAAAUACCGAAAAUUCGUUGCCAUGCUCAUUCCCUUCGUGCUCAUGCAGGUGAAUAGUCACAUAAAUCAAUAUUUCUCAUCGAUUCCAUUCAAUAAGUGUGUUGAAGACCGUUUGGUGGAUGGUCGCCAUCCGACACAACUUCUUCCGAUGGUAUCCAGAAUACUGGCACAUGCCCGUGACAAUGAUCCUUGGCUCCUUCGUUGGAGGAAUAACUUCAGAAGGAAGUGGUGCAGUAGCGUUCCCCGUGAUGACUUUGGCACUACAUAUUUCCCCAGAGAUAGCCAGGGACUUUUCACUGAUGAUUCAGUCAUGCGGUAUGACAUCGGCUCUGAUAUGUGUACUGUUCAUGAAGGUGAAGAUCGAAAACCGUGCUGUCAUACUCGGCACACUUGGGGGGAUUCCCGGCUUCAUAAUCGGAGUACAUUUUAUAGAUCCGCUCUUCACUGGACCACAGAAGAAGAUGAUGUUCGUUGCAAUUUGGACAUCCUUCGCUAUAGCUCUGGCAAUCUGAACUCUCAGAAAAAACGCACCACAUUCAAGGAUAUCCCUGACUUUUGCUGGUGGAAAGCUGUAAUACUCUUCUUUACAGGAUUCGUUGGAGGAGUGUUCGACUCUUUCGCUGGUUCUGGAGUGGAUAUUUGCAUCUUCUCCAUCCUCACUCUAUUGUUUCGAGUAACUGAAAAGACGGCCACACCCACUACUGUCGUACUGAAAGGCGUGAAUGCCGUCAUUGGCUUCUUCUACCGAGCCGCAAUGAUGGGUGAUAUUUCGCCAAUGGCAUGGACGUAUUUUGCCCUUUCUGUGCCUGUGUCGUCAAUAGCCGGCCCUGUGGGCAGCUUCCUUGGAUCGCAUCUUCAUAGACAGGUAAUCGCUGGGUUCGUGUACAUUCUUGAAAUUGCUGCUUUGACCGGUUUCCUGUGCACGAAACCUACAUGGCAACUGAUUGCAGUGGGAGGAUGCAUCAUUUUUGGCGGCUUCGUCUUCUUCACGUUCAUCUCUAAAGCAGGAGCGAAUCUGAUGGAGACCGUUGAAAAGAAGCAAGAGAAGGAACGGCGAGAGGCCGGAAAUGUCUGA
Messenger RNA from Cooperia oncophora, 1290 nucleotides. The record is from the annotation of a GenBank genome assembly. NCBI's taxonomy places the organism in Eukaryota, Metazoa, Nematoda, Chromadorea, Rhabditida, Trichostrongylidae.